GCACUUCCACCAUGUUUCGGCUCCCCGGGAAGCCUGGGUUCACCAGUCCGGCCCUGGCUCUCCUCUCGAACCACUGCCGCCUGGUCUCCUGGAGACGGGAGUUUGCAGCCUCCGAUUGUGGCGUGGGGCUGCACGUUCUGCUCCACUGUGAGGUCACCUGCCCUCCAGGGUGGAACGCAGGGCGCUGAGGCUCCCCCAGUGGCGCCAGGCAGUCCGGAAGCUGAGCACGCUGGCCGCUGGCCCGGACCUCCGGAGGCUAGCGGCCCCUGCCCGCCCGGUGCCCGAGACGCAGAAGAGGCCGAGGAGCAGCCAUGAGCAUCCUGUUGCUCCUCCUGGGCUGCCUCGUGUGCCUCUUCCUGCUGGUCUUCUGGCCCCGUGACUGUCAGAGACACACUGGUGAAACAUCAUCAAACUCGACUGCUUUCCUACUAGUGAGACCAUCUUCUGUGACUGAGUCAGCUAACAGCGAUGGUGACAACAGUGUGACAGUCAUCCGCCUCUCUCGGGACACCUUAAUUAAUUCCCCGAGCUCCGAGGUUGUGGACAAACUAGUAGUGGUAAACCUCAGGGUGGUGGAAUACAACCUCGCCGAACUGGAACGUUUGGUAGUCACCAGGCGUUUAAGUGGCACACUAGUGAACCAUAAACCCACCGGGCAGGCUGGCAGCAUGUGCUGACAGUGUACACAA
Phyllostomus discolor (pale spear-nosed bat) is the source of this 689-nucleotide messenger RNA. Its product is annotated as kita-kyushu lung cancer antigen 1 homolog. The record is from RefSeq and is a predicted model, not a curated record. The coding region runs from base 312 to 677 and encodes 121 amino acids. NCBI's taxonomy places the organism in Eukaryota, Metazoa, Chordata, Mammalia, Chiroptera, Phyllostomidae. The transcript is spliced from 2 exons.